GGAGGCACCGGGCCACGCUCAGCAGCCGCAUCCCGCCCCACCGGCGGUGCCCGUCGCGUCGCGUCGCGUCACCUCCCCGCGCCGGAAGUGCGUCAGAGCGGCGGCGCCGCCGGCCCGGCUGGGUGAGAGGGCGGGCGGGGGCUCGGCCGCCGCCAUGAACAGCGUGGGCGAGGCGUGCACCGAGCUGAAGCGUGAGUACGACCAGUGCUUCAACCGCUGGUUCGCUGAGAAGUUCCUCAAGGGCGAGAGCGCCGGGGAUCCCUGCGGGCAGCUCUUCAAGCGGUACCAGCUCUGCGUGCAGAAAGCUAUCAAGGAGAAGGACAUACCCAUUGAAGGGCUGGAGUUCAUGGGCCCAAGCAAAGGAAAAACUGAAAACUCCUCUUGACCUCAACUGUACGGAUGGAGUCACUAACCUGAGCCUUUGGACUAAGUGACAUCACCAGGGAUAAGACCUUUGUUAAGCUGCUUUCUAGGAAGUGAGGAAUCUCCUCUGCUUGUAAAAACAGACAGACAUACACACACAAAAAGACUGGAUGAUGUGGUAACUGCUACCUACUUUUCAGUGAAUUUUGGUGGUGGUUCAGCAUCUAACAGCGUGAAAAGCCGCUUGAACUAACUUCCUAUUGAAUGUACUCUAUAAUGGGAGAACGCUUAGUAGAGUGGGCUGAGAUAGUAGUUGCUUUGUUACCAAUUUCUCUUGCUUAUUUAUAUAACACUUGAAAACGUUUAAAAAGAGUAUGAGGAAGGUUGAUUUACUUUGUCUUAUCUCCAUGCUGCUGAACUUUGGUGGAAGAAGCUUGUUUAUGUGAUCCCGAAUGCUGAGGGGCUGAAGCGUUGUUUUGUAUCAGCAACAGAGAUGGUAUAAAAGCACUCUAUUGGACCUGUAGUAACUUAUCUAAAAUAAAUAUAACCAGGUUAUAUUUUGUUCAAGUA
This is a messenger RNA of Calidris pugnax (ruff), 933 nucleotides long. It is a transcript of the gene TRIAP1, whose product is annotated as TP53 regulated inhibitor of apoptosis 1. Lineage: Eukaryota; Metazoa; Chordata; Aves; Charadriiformes; Scolopacidae. The transcript is spliced from 2 exons. Bases 155 to 385 code for a protein of 76 amino acids. The record is from RefSeq and is a predicted model, not a curated record.